GAGCGGUCAGAGAUUUUACCGACGUGUACUUUUAACAUUCGGUGGAAUAGUAAUCCAUUUUUAUAAGUUAUUCUUAAGGUUUUUGGAACUUUUCAUGAACAGUUGUAGCAUACGUGUCCUUUAAAAAAAUAUUAUUAGGUCGGGGGAACAUUCAUACAAUUUUAGUUUAAUCCUCUAACUGAAGAGUAUAAAUUAGAAUAGUUACAAUUUUAGUAAACAACUUGAAAAUGAAUAGAAACAAGAGUGAAAUUCGAUUUAUUUUUUAUGCGAGUGGCAUAUUUAUUUGUUAUUUUAUAUUUGGUAUGUUGCAAGAGAAAAUAACUAGAGGAAAAUAUGGAAACAAUGAUAAAUUUACGUGUACUCUUUCACUUGUUCUCGUUCAAUGUAUUGUUAAUUAUAUUUUCGCUCAAAUUUUAAUGCUAUCUUGGAAGCAUGAGAAAGAUACAACAAGCAAGAUGUAUUAUUUUUCUUCAGCCCUUACCUACUUGUUGGGUAUGGUCAGCUCUAAUAUGGCUUUACAAUGGAUCAAUUACCCGACACAGGUUGUCGGGAAAGCAGCAAAACCAAUACCAGUGUUGAUACUUGGUGUUAUUUUGGGUAAAAAAGUGUAUCCUAUAAGAAAAUAUUUUUUUGUAUUACUAAUUGUGAUCGGUGUGGUUUUGUUUAUGUACAAGGAACAAGCGAGAAUGGUUGUGGAAGAAUCUCAAGGUUUAGGAAUAGGGGAGCUUCUACUGUUUUGCUCAUUGACUAUGGAUGGAUUGACUGGUGCUGUGCAGGAGAGGAUAAAAAGUGAAUCAUCUCCAACAGCCUAUUCCAUGAUGUUAAAUACAAAUGGAUGGUCAACACUAAUCUUAAGCAUAAGUGUAAUUCUUACUGGAGAAUGCUUCAAGUUCGUCGCUUUUGUCAACCUGUAUCCGGAAGUACUAAUCUGGCUUACAGGGUUGUCUCUAAUGGGCGCUUUGGGACAAUUAUUCAUAUUUUUCAUGGUUUCUGAAUUUGGACCUUUGCCAUGCUCCGUUGUAACCACAACGAGAAAGUUCUUCACCGUCUUGGCGUCCGUAAUUAUUUUUGGAAAUGUUUUGAUGUUAAGGCAAUGGAUUGGUGCUAUUCUUGUCUUCUCUGGUCUAUUUUUAGACAUAAUCUGCAGAAACGGAAAGAGUCCUGCAAUGAAGAUAGCUAAUAAAUAAAUUUGUUUAAUGUUCUGUGGAAACAUCAAUAUAAAAAUAUUAUAUUGGCCAAAUAUAUAAAAGUGAUAUCUGCCGAUUCAAUUCACAUCAUUUCAUUUUUGUGUAUUUGGAAAUUAGAAUAAAUGUUAUUAAUUUUAAUUUUUAGCAAAAUAUUAUUUUUUGAAUAUUUUUAUACAAGAAUAUGACUAAACGGGUCUUCCCCAAAGAUUUUUGUCUAAAUAAUAUUUAUGUGUUUAUUCACAUUUUGAAUACAGUACUAAAUUUUUUGGGAUAUUGUACAAACUUUAUAGAUAUGUAUUAUGUAUGUUCAGCUUGUUUAUUGAUAAUUUUUAGCUACUAACCGUGAUAUCACGGGUAUCCAAUCUAGUACUUCCGAUUUAUACGGCAUCAAAUUAAACCAAUAAGCCACAGAGGCUAUACGAUACGUACCUAUACGUGUUUGUAUUAAAAAAUCUGAUAAGAUAUGCAAUUUUAUUUCAAUUAAAUAUUUAUCAUGACUUAUGUGUAUUUGAUGAAAUUGUGAUACGAUAUGACAUUUCGUUUACUUAAUAUAGCUAAUUUAUGACAUUUUAUUUUUAAAAUGAAUUUGAAAAAAUAAUAAAUAUUUGACAAUA
Messenger RNA from Pieris brassicae (large cabbage white), 1801 nucleotides. It is a transcript of the gene meigo, whose product is annotated as solute carrier family 35 member B1 homolog. Gene Ontology annotation, biological process: UDP-galactose transmembrane transport. The transcript has 7 exons. The coding region runs from base 228 to 1187 and encodes 319 amino acids. Gene Ontology annotation, cellular component: endoplasmic reticulum membrane; Golgi membrane. NCBI's taxonomy places the organism in Eukaryota, Metazoa, Arthropoda, Insecta, Lepidoptera, Pieridae. The record is from RefSeq and is a predicted model, not a curated record. Gene Ontology annotation, molecular function: UDP-galactose transmembrane transporter activity; UDP-glucose transmembrane transporter activity.